CCCAAAAUGUACGUAUCGGAUUUACCAAUCAGAGUAAGGCUAUCGUACUCUAGACAGAGGCUUGGCACGCAGUGCGUUUCCGCCCGCGUGUAAUGCCCAGGAACAGUCGCAGAUUUGGAAUACAUUUGCUGUACUGGCGCCCUACUUCAUUCAGAAAUGUCGAAUGCAAAAGAGAAGAAAUAUGCAAAAAGGAUGCGGAACCAGCCAUCUAAUGUAAGCCUGGACAUAGGCACCGAACAGGGUGAUAGGCCUCGUUACAGUGGAGGGCGUGGAAGCUUUCAGCCACACAGAGAGAGCCACCCUGGCCCCUCUGGACAGCAUCCGCGACACUCUUAUCAAUCACCUGGGUCUCAUUUCCAUGGUAGAGGUGGUCAAGGAAGGGGAGGACCCAGUGAAGUGCCUCUUGUCCCUAAAUACAUAACAGCAACCAUGUUUGCUCAGGCGAGGGCUGCAGAGAUCAACGCAAUGGUUAAGGCUGUUUCCCAGAAGUCUUCCAACACCUUGGUUUUUCAGUCGCUACCCAGACAUAUGCGCAGACGAGCUAUGGGUCAUGAUAUAAAGCGCUUACCCAGAAGGCUCAGGGAGAUUGCAAAGAAGGAGAUAGAAAAAUCUGCGCACCUCAAAAAAGCAGUGUCCAAGAACAAGUGCCGUAAAGCUCGGAGGCGUCAUGGCAAUCUUCAGCUAGAGUUCAACCGCAGGCAGAGAAAGAACAUUUGGUUGGAAACGCAUGUUUGGCAUGCAAAGCGCUUUCACAUGGUGAAGAAGUGUGGAUACUGCCUGGGACAUAGGCCUACAAUGAAGAGUUACAGGGCUUGCUACCGAGCUAUGAACAGUCACUGCCUUCUGCAGGAUUUGUCUUAUUACUGUUGCCUGGAAUUGAUGGGUGAAGAAGCUGUUCUGCUGAAUGCUUUGUCAAGACUCACAAGCACAGAGACUGGCCCAUCUUUUGCUGCUGCCUUCUGUCUCUCUGGAAAACGUCAAGGAUCAUUGGUCCUUUAUAGAGCUGAUAAAUACCCCAGAGAAGCAAUUGGUCCUGUUACAUUUGUCUGGAAACCAGCUUGUGUCCCUGUUUCUCCAUCUGAUAAAAGGCAGUUGUGGAUUUGGUGUCACCCUUCACUCAAACAGGACAUACUUAUAGAAUUAAGACAAGUUUGUCAGUGUGAGGAAACGCCUGACAAUGCUGUCUGCAAACCAGAUCCUGUUCUCACUCCACAACCAGAGAAACCACAAACUGCUCUAACAACUACCACCAAAAAGAGAAAGCGACAAGAUAAGGAUGGGGAGCAGGCAGUACCUGUGAAAAAAAUCAUUGGUGAUGGGACUAGGGAUUCCCUGGAUCCUUAUUACUGGAUAUCAAAGCAGACAGCCAUCAGAAUAAGUGACUUGACAAUGGAAUUUGUCCGCUAUCGACUAAUUGGCCCUCUCUCUCACUGUGUGCUAACUGAAGCUUUGCGUGCUGCUCCUCUUCAUAAGGAAAUGGAAGGUGAUGCAGGACCUCACAGCUGGUGGGCAGAUUACUGUAGUAACCCUGAGAAUCUUAGACUUCAUACCCUCCAGGAAUCCAUGCUUCAGCUCCUGCAAGCUGUAGGAUCUCCAGCAGAAUUAGCCCCUGGUACCAUAUUGGGACUCACAGUGGGAGAUCCAAGACUAAAUUUGCCAAAGCAGAAGACUAAAGCUGUACCAAACUUAGAAAAGUAUGAAGACCGAGACCAAGUGAAAUCCAUAAGACUGAAUGGUUUUCCUCUGGAGUGUGCUCAAAGCCUUAUAUGGACUUCUGACAUAUGCUCGAAAGUUACUGAGAAAAAAGUUCCAGAACAGGAAAUAAACCGCAUGAGGAGUGAGCUGCUUGUCCCGGGCUCCCGGCUGGAGUUGGGGAAUAAUGAAUCCAAGAUCCCUGUCCUGCUGAUUCAGCAGCCUGGGAAACGCACUGGAAAUGAUCGGCCUGGCUGGGGAAGCGGCUGGGACAUCUGCCUGCCCAAGGGAUGGGGAAUGGCUUUCUGGAUUCCUUUUAUCUACAGAGGUGUGCGAGUUGGGGGUUUGCAGCAAGGGCUUCAGCACUCUCAGUAUAUGGGAAUUCCAGAUGCUACUGGCGACUUUCCUGACUGCCUGGCUGGGGUUCAGUCUGCGAAGGAGAUGGAGGAUAGUCUGCUGAAUGCCUACAAAAGGCGUCCACCUGCGAAGAGAGCAAACUUUAUCAAGCAUGGAGUUCUUGCACCAUUCAGGUGUCCCUGGGAGCAACUGACUGCAGAGUGGGAGCAGAGGGCUGGAGGCGUAACAGAAGUCCAUGGAGCUGAAAAGGAGGAAGUCGCAACAACAGACAUAAGCAUGGAAGAACAACAUAAGGGGGAAGAGGCACCACAGAGAAUUGAAACUGAGACUCUAGAGGACGUAGAUAUGGGAUCUGCUCCCCAAGGCACCACGGGAAGUGAGCAGGAUAUGGAAAAAGCAGAUGGAGCCAGAGUGUGUGUGUUGAGGAACAAAAGGAUUCUGAAGGAGCUUUCUACACUUUGUGGCCUGUGUAAUCGGUACGGCCCAAGAUAUAAACAAACUAGCAGCCCCACUCCACAGGCAACAUCUGAUAUGCUACAGCAGGUUCUGCACAAUUUCCCACGCUCUCUAGUGUGGGUCAGGCUGACUAUGUUGACUAAGGGUAGCCCAGAGCUCCAUGCCAUGAUCUGUAUACCUUCUGAGCAGGACUUCAUUCAACUUGCUGCUGAUAAAUCAUUUGCUGGCCCUCAGGAGCCUAAACAUGGAGACCCCAUCAAGAAGAAAGUAUUGAAACAUCAAAAGGAAAAGAAGAAGAAAGCAAAAGCUAAACUGGAGAAGGAGGCAGCACAACAAAAGGAAGAGAUCUCCCAGGAUGAUGAGGACGAUCAGUUGACCCUUGGUUUGUGGCCUAAUCCUCUACCUCCAAUCAUCAAUCACUGCUGUAGAACCCUGCUCGGGUUUGUCACCCACGGGGACUUUUCUAUGGCUGCCGGCUGUGGAGAGUCAUUAGGGUUUGUCAGCUUAACUGGCCUCAUGGACAUGCUCUCUGGUCAGCCAGUGAACAGGACCGGGUAUGUGUUGCUUAGAAACCCGUCCUCUUUGCAGUACAGGUUUGCAAAAAUAAUGGUAGAUGCAUAAACUUUACUUUAACUCACAUUUCUGCAUGUCAGAUACAGUGUCAGUGACAAACAUUUACUCUAGAUUGGUAUCUAGAUUAUUACAGAGCAGUAAUGAAAGAUUUCAGUUAAAUGGAUGCUAGGGUCUCUCGCCCUACAGCUAGGCAGCUGCAUCAAAGGAAUCCAAAGGCAAGGGAUAACUCAUUGAGCAGGGACCUUCCAACUGCUGCACCUGAAUUCCUGAUUUAAAACUCCCAGGGUUGGCAGAUAUUCAGGUGAGACAAGCAUGCAGGUAAUAGUUGUCGUUCAGCUUGGGUAUAACCCCUGCUAUACACCCAGGAGGGGCAUUUACUAGGUGUAGUAUUUCUAUCACCUCUGCCCCACCUGCUUCUGCUCUUCAACAUGGGUGACUGCACCCUGCUACUCACAUUGUAUGUCUCCUUGUAAAGCAUGUAUACUACUCCAAGCUUUUGAUUUGAGGAUGUGAAUCUCCACAGGGGCCAGCUUUAUGAGCAGAUGCUUGGUCACACGGGUAACCCAUAAGUAACUACUAACCCUGUAAUGUAAUUUUUUCUCUUACAGGGGACACAGAGCCCAGGUAUAACAUAAUGUACAUGCGUUUUUAUA
Messenger RNA from Xenopus laevis (African clawed frog), 3731 nucleotides. It is a transcript of the gene pop1.L, whose product is annotated as POP1 homolog, ribonuclease P/MRP subunit L homeolog. Gene Ontology annotation, cellular component: nucleolar ribonuclease P complex; ribonuclease MRP complex; nucleus. The coding region runs from base 157 to 3126 and encodes 989 amino acids. The record is from RefSeq and is a predicted model, not a curated record. Gene Ontology annotation, biological process: tRNA 5'-leader removal; tRNA processing. Lineage: Eukaryota; Metazoa; Chordata; Amphibia; Anura; Pipidae. The transcript has 16 exons.